Ziziphus jujuba (common jujube) is the source of this 1053-nucleotide messenger RNA. RefSeq lists its product as uncharacterized. Gene Ontology annotation, molecular function: growth factor activity. Lineage: Eukaryota; Viridiplantae; Streptophyta; Magnoliopsida; Rosales; Rhamnaceae. The record is from RefSeq and is a predicted model, not a curated record. Gene Ontology annotation, biological process: regulation of root meristem growth. The transcript is spliced from 5 exons. Bases 111 to 731 code for a protein of 206 amino acids.
UAUUCUCUUCAAAUCUCUCUUUUUUUUUGUUGUAGUUGAACAUAAACUAUAGCUAGCUAGCUAUAUAGCAUUCACCACUUCCAUCAGAAUAUUAAGCAGGAAACACAAAAAUGUUGUGCAAAAGGUUUACAGGCACAAUACUACUAGCACUUCUCUUUGCUCAUCAAGUUCUUGCACUGACUAGAAAAGAUGUAGCCUCUAAACAAAAGGUACUUGUUGAUGGCGCUAUUACCAGUGUGAACAAAAAUAUAGGAGUUGGAGGAAGAAAACUAAUGGGAAAGCAAGAGUCGAUGAGGAAAGAGACUAGUCUGAGAGAAGGACCAAUUAAUGGAGGGAGUGACUACUCAGAUAUUUCAGGAAAGGAUAGCAAAGCUUCAGCUGAUGAUUCUCUCGGAAGUCCUCAAGAAAAAUUGAACACAGAGGACAUUGCCACUAUAUUGGAGCCAAUUCAAACAUUGAAAUCUGUGAGCUUGGGAACUCCUAGAAACACCAACAUCAACACCAACCCCAAUCAGUACCAUUACAAUCAUAAUGAAGAUUCCAAGGAAGAGCAGCCAAGCUUGGAUAAUUCCUCAAGUUCUGCAUCUGACAUUAAUGAAGAAAUUAUUCAGAAAGAUGAAACAAGAAGUCUUCUGGAGGCAGCAAAAGAGAUAGUGAAUCUGAUGAGCAAAGAUUACAAAGGAAUGGGUCGGCGCAAGCCACCUAUUAACAAUCAAGAACCAAAGCAUUGAGAAGAACUACUUUUCGAUGAUGGGGUUUUGAAUUAGCUAGCCUCCACAGUUUUGCCAAAACCAAGAAGCCUUUUGUAAAAUGGGUUAUGGUUGUUUUUGUUUUAUUUUGUUAAUUACUAGCACAUCAACUUUAAGCAUAGAAAACUAAAAAGUAACUAAGAUGGUUUUGUUUUCUUCAAUAUCACACUUAGAAAGUAGCUAGGUAGAAUUCUAUAAAGUGAUGUACAUUAAAGUGUGCUUUGUUGUUUUAGUAAUAUGUCGUUUGCUUUGCCUACAGUGAAAUAAUAUAUAUAUAAUGCAAUCUCAUCUUUUUUUUUUUCUC